Molecule: messenger RNA, 2533 nt
Organism: Caenorhabditis elegans
Lineage: Eukaryota; Metazoa; Nematoda; Chromadorea; Rhabditida; Rhabditidae
Gene: pgap-1
Product: GPI inositol-deacylase
Exons: 7
Coding region: 24-2180 (718 amino acids)
Cellular component (GO): endoplasmic reticulum membrane
Molecular function (GO): hydrolase activity, acting on ester bonds
Source: RefSeq, marked reviewed
GAAGCUUCAGAUUCUAGGCCAUCAUGGCCACGGGUAAAGCGGAGAUCCGCAGGCAGCGGGAGAACUGUGUGAUCUUCGCAGGCAUCACGUAUGGCAUCAUCUUCACUCUAGUGGCAGUAGUUCUAGGAUUUGGUGUGUAUCUUCACACUCUUGUUCAUCAGGAAAAUUCGUGCUCAAUGACUUAUAUGUACAGAAAGUUGGAAUUCUUGGAAAUUCCGUUGUUAACCCCUCAAUCGGACAAGUACAGCUUCUCUGUGUACAAUGAAGGGCAUCGUUGGUGGAAUCGAAGUACAAUCGAAGCAGGACAAAUUCCAGUUCUUUUCAUUCCCGGAAGUCAGGGUUCGGGAAAACAGAUUCGAUCACUUGCAUCGGUUAUGCAGAAUAAAACAGAAAUGCGCUAUGCUCCAUUUUCAUUUCGAUUUUUCGCCGUAGAUUUCGAUGAAGAGAUGACGUUCAUGAAUGGACAUAUUGUGAAACGGCAAAUUGAAUAUGUGAUGAAAGCUAUUCGAAAGAUUCAAUCCAUGAUGCGAGGGAAUAGGAAAAUAGUUCUUGUCGGUCACUCUUACGGAGGAAUGAUUGCUCUUUUAACUACUAUUUAUCCGGAAUACCAAAAAGAUGUCGAACUGAUUAUUGUGAAAGGAGCUCCACUUAACAAGCAACCAUUAGUGAACGAUUGGUUUUCACUGCGUUUUAAUUUGUUGUUGGUAAACCAAUGGAACGCAUUGCAAAAUAAUAACCUAUCACAUGUCGGAGUUGUAGCAUAUUCUGGUGGAAUUCGAGACUAUAUGAUUCCAGAUGAAUGGUCUAUUUUGCGAAAUGUUACAAAUCGACCUCUCUGGGCCAUCGACGGAGUUUCGGACCUCGGCGCUGAUCAUCUCGCAAUUCUUUGGUGCAACGAGUUUGUUCGUCAUGUUUCACGCGUUCUCUGGUCGUAUGCAGAAAAUCUCGACACGUUGACCGGACGUCAAGUUGUUCAAAAAUUCUAUAAGGAAGACGUCGAUCGAAAUAUAAAACGUGCCAAACUAGUCCGACAUGUUAAUGAUGUGCCAUCGAAGGAAAUUAAAAUCGGGGAAAAAUACAGAGGAUUCAGAGUUAACGAAACCCAAUUUGCACUUCUAAUCAAACCAAAGCGCUUCGAAGUUUUGUCGGUGAGAGUAAAUGCGUCGUGUGUGAACUCUAUGACCACAGUUCGUUAUGAUGAAUCUAUGAUGUAUUUCAAAAACUCGUCGGAUGGUGCAGUGGAAACGUGGAUUUAUCGAGCAUUGGAAAAAGAAGAAGUUCGUUUAGUUCUCGAUGUGACAGCUCCCUGUAGUAUUGAUAUUCAAAUGAGCCCUCCAAUGACAGUGCAGUUAUGGCGUUUUUAUGAGAUCGUGUUCUCUCAUUUACAUGAAGUAGGCGGAACCAUGAUUGUGAUUAGCGUAUUCUUCGCUAUUUUGGUUCGUGAGACACUGUUCUACAGUACGACGGCUGUUUUGUUGACCAACCUUGUUGCCUUAUUUUUUGUGAUUCACGGAAGUACAGACUACACGGACACCACUACACUCCCCAUGGCUUUGGGAUAUUUCAUGGCACUGGGUUGGAGAGCGAUAUGCUUUGUCGUUGACUGGCUUAUUGUGUCAAGAAUUGGAUUUGUCAAAACAGGACAUUUGGCGCUCCGCGAUGACAAGUUAAUGAAUGGCCUGUACCUGGUUGGAUCAGCAAUCACAAUCAUGGCAAGAAAUGAGGGAUCAAUUGUUUUGAUUAUUCUCCUCGCAUAUCGUCAUCAUCCACGGGCAGUUCUUCUGAUUCUCCCGACAUUGAUCCCAUAUAUUCUCAAACUGGUCGGCUUCCCGUGGUUCUCGACGGAUUCUCUUAUCGUGUACCAACUGCAAUAUCAACCUGCAUUUUACGCCGGCGGACUCUAUCUCUUCGGUCUUGUUUCAAAUCUCGGAAAUCGACAGAUUACUUUGCGAUUACUCGUUUACGGACUUGUGCCAGCAUUCCUCUAUUUAAUCACAUCGCCUCUCGAACUAUUUUCCGGAUUCACCCUCAUCAUAUUCAGCACAGCUCGCUUCGUUACAUUCCCAUCACGUAAAUCUGUCACUCCUCCUGUUCCCGAGCAAGAAAGAGUUCAAGUGGAACAACCACGUCCAAUUCAAAACAACAGACAACGCUAUAACCUACGAAAUAGGAGAAGAUAAUUUUGUGCCUAUACUUUACACCAGUGCUUUUUAUACAUUUCUACGCCGGUUUUGAGGUUAAUUACAUGUAUAGAUAAGAUUCUUCCAAACGUGUGGCCAAUUGUUUGUCUAAGUUUCCCUUUCCCACCAUUCUAUUUUCUCAUAUUCAAUUUUUUUAUUUCUCUAGUCUUCACUUUUACUACAUACUCGUGAAUCUUCAAAUUUCUUAUCCCAGUGUUAAGAAGUUUUAUUCGUAUUUUUUGGUUUGAUCUAUUGUUACAUGGUCUGUUUUCAUAUCAAUCUUCGAUUUAAGUUUUAUGUAUAUAUUACCUACAUAUUAUUUAUUAGAUCUCUGUGAUAAUGAAUAUGCUAUU